AUGGAUAGUCAAGACACAACCAAGAGUAAUUCUGAAAUAUCAAAGGAACAAUACCAGGAGACUAAACUGCUUCGGGAUACUCUGGAUCUGCUUUGGAACAAGACGUUGGAGCAGCGGAAACUAUGUAACCAGUUGGAACAAGAAAAUGAGAACUUGAAGGAUUACAUAAAUAAUCUCAUGACCUCAAGCAAUGUCCUAGACAAGUGA
Messenger RNA from Nakaseomyces glabratus, 207 nucleotides. RefSeq names its product Slo1p (gene SLO1). The record is from RefSeq and is a predicted model, not a curated record. NCBI's taxonomy places the organism in Eukaryota, Fungi, Ascomycota, Saccharomycetes, Saccharomycetales, Saccharomycetaceae.